Molecule: messenger RNA, 1667 nt
Organism: Calliphora vicina (urban bluebottle blowfly)
Lineage: Eukaryota; Metazoa; Arthropoda; Insecta; Diptera; Calliphoridae
Product: zinc transporter ZIP1-like
Exons: 2
Coding region: 31-1371 (446 amino acids)
Biological process (GO): zinc ion transmembrane transport
Cellular component (GO): plasma membrane
Molecular function (GO): zinc ion transmembrane transporter activity
Source: RefSeq, a predicted model, not a curated record
GUUGUUCGGUAGCAAGAAAAAGAAAAAAAAAUGUCAGACGAUCAUAACAGUCACGAUGUCUUGGUGGCCAAGUGUGCAGCGAUGGCUUGCUUGUUUUGCGCCACUGCUCUCUUUGGCGGCAUACCAUUCGUGCUCAAUCACUAUUUCAAAUGGACGGAUAAGAAUUCAAAUGCCCGCUCUGCUAAAGUGGUAACAUAUCUGUUGCACUUUGGUGGUGGUGUAUUGCUGGCCACCACAUUCAUACACUUGCUGCCCGAGGUUCAAGAGGUGGUGGAACAUUUACAAAAGUGUGGUCAAAUACCCGAGGUGAAAUUUGCCAUGCCAGAGUUAUUGAUGUGUGCUGGUUUUAUAUUGAUGUAUUUGAUAGAGGAGUGCAUACACAGCUAUUUGCAUAGAAACAAAAAGACCACCUUAAACAAAGAUGAUGGAGUGGGAGCGGCCUUUGAGAGAGGUCAUAGUGUGCGUCGUAGUGUAUUGGUAAAGAAUGGCUUAAAUAAGAAAGACGAAGAGGAUGAAGAUAAAAAUAUAGCAGAGAACUAUGGUUCCAAAGCCACUGUCAGCACUGUAGCUUCCUCCAACGGAGAUGUCUAUCAGAAUGGCACUUAUACAGUUACCAGAAUAGAAAAUAACAAACCAAAUCAUGAUUUGGAAAUACAAAUUUGCCCGCCUUCAGAAAUGCCCAAAUGCAAUAGCCAAGAAUAUCCCUUGGAACACUCUUUGGAGCAUUCGCACAAACCCUCUCUAGAUCACUCACACAACUACUCGCACAAUCAUGCCCACGAUCAUGGCGGUCAUGGUCACUCACAUUUACCUCUAGCUCCCGGUGAUGGUGAAGAUGUUGUCACUUCUUCGUUGCGUGGCCUGGGCAUUGUCUUGGCUUUGUCUCUGCACGAGGUAUUCGAAGGUUUAGCCAUUGGCUUGGAAGAUGCCACCAGUUCGGUGUGGUUUUUAUUUGGCGCCGUGGCAGCUCAUAAAUUGGUGUUGGCCUUUUGUGUGGGUGUUGAACUGAUAGUGGCCCGUACACGUCCCAUAUUAGCCGCCGUCUAUACCAUCACUUUUGCCAUCGUCAGUCCUAUUGGUAUUGCUAUAGGCAUUGCCGUCAGCCACAAUUCAGCCGAUUCAGAAGACAGUUUGGUAUCUAUGAUACUGCAGGGCAUAGCCUGUGGUACUCUGUUGUAUGUGGUGUUCUUUGAGAUAUUGUCGAAACAACAUGCUGGCUUUGGUGCUUUUCUGGCGAUGGUUAUAGGAUUUGGUCUCAUGUUUGGAUUGCAAAAUAUUGGUGAAGGCCACGAUGAUCAUGAUCACGAUCACUGCGCCAAUGCUGUGGAAGAGCUUGUAAAUAGCACAAGAAUGGCACACAGUCAUCACUAGUAUUUACAAUUGAGAUAGCUGUGAUAUUUUUUAGUCUUAAGUAUCAUUUUUAUUUAAAUUUAACUAUUCAAAUAAGUAAAUUACUUAUAUUUAUUUUCUUUUUCUACUCUAUAAAUAUUUAAUAGCAUUAAAAACGAAAUUUUGUAAAUAAAAGAUAAAAUAUUUAAAAAAAAAAAACAAAUAAUUUUGGAAACUUGUUUGUAAUUUCCAAUAAUUAAGUGCCAUUUCUUUGUAACUAUUUAAAAUGAAAAUACCAAUAAAAUUAGUCUACUUCUUUUAAUAAUAUUGAAAUUGAA